GAAUGGGUUGUAUAAUUGUGUCCUUUCCUUGUAUUUUGACUGAUGAUAGCUUGUUGAAUUAUCAUGGCUUUUUUUGUGACCCGUGAUUGGAUAAUAAACAUGUGCACCUUAUUAAAUCGAAAAUGGAAUUGCUACGUCGUGGACCCUUUAUAUGGGCAAUAUACAGUUCACUCGGCGAAUUGAAAAAACAUAGUACUUUUGUAAGGAAUUUUGUUUAUUUUUGUCUAUCAUAUCUGACUAUUAUGCCAUUGAAAUUGUCUUUGAUAAGAAUUUUCUACAAACCCUACUAAAUCUCCAGCAGCUGAUAACUGGACUUAUCUGAUAAAAAAAUUAUAAUAAUAUAUAUUAUACUAUGGAAUUAGAAUCUCUGAACACUAUAGAACUGGGUUCAACCAUACCAACUAAUCCUUUUUGUAAUAUAUAAUCUAUUAUUUUUUUGAAACUUUAGUAUCUCUAACUCUUUAGAAUGAAAACUAAAGUAAAUAUAAAAUUUACUUGGUAGGAAAAAAAAACAAGCACAUUAUUAAGUAGUGUGUAAGCUCCCGGACGCAAACAGAAAAGCUAUGACUUUCUUUGGAAAGUGAUGCUAUCCAAAUACGCAUGCUCUUUCUAUCAAAUUUGAGAUUUGUGACUCUGAUCUGUUGCUAUCUCUCUAUAAAUAGAGUGAUGGGAUGGAUUUGAAAAGAGAGAAAACACAGUAACAUAAAAUCUUUUUAAAAACAAAAUAAUAUUGGAGGAGGGUGAUAGAGAGAUAGGAGAAGGAAACUCAAUGUCGCCGAGGGAACAACGAAACCUCAGAGAGAAAGAGCGACGAACGCGCAUGAAACAUCUCUUCAUUAUACUCUCUUCUCAUGUUUCUCCCACUCAUAGGUUGCCAGUGCCUCAACUUAUAGAUCAAGCGACAUCAUACAUGAUCCAGUUAAAAGAGAAGGUAAAUUAUCUGAGGGAGAAGAAAAUGAGUUUGUUAGGAGAAAUGGGGAAUUACUCUGAACGGUCAUCGUCUCUUCUACCGAAACUCAGUAUCUAUUCGAGGGACUCGACCAUAGAAAUGAAUCUGAUUAUGGAUCUGAACAUGAAAAGAGUAAUGCUACACGAACUUGUAAGUGUGUUUGAAGAAGAAGGAGCUCAAGUUAUAAAUGCUAAUCUUCAGAACUUGAAUGAUAGGAUGAUCAUUUAUACAAUCGUAGGCCAGGCUAUCAUAUGUCGGAUCGGAAUUGAUCCAUCAAGGAUAGAAGAGAGAGUAAGGGAUCUCAUCUUUUGAUGAAGCACAGAAGCAGUAUCAAAGUCCGAAUCAUUAGUCUACAUUACACUAGUGUUAAUGCAAUGUUAUGUAUACGUUCUUUAAAUUCUUUAUAAUGUUGUUUUUGAGUUCCAUUAUGUAAGCAUGCAUGCGUCAACGAUUAAAAAUACAUUUCUUGAUUGUGA
This is a messenger RNA of Brassica napus (rape), 1425 nucleotides long. Its product is annotated as transcription factor bHLH167. Gene Ontology annotation, molecular function: RNA polymerase II transcription regulatory region sequence-specific DNA binding; protein dimerization activity; DNA-binding transcription factor activity, RNA polymerase II-specific. Gene Ontology annotation, biological process: regulation of transcription by RNA polymerase II. NCBI's taxonomy places the organism in Eukaryota, Viridiplantae, Streptophyta, Magnoliopsida, Brassicales, Brassicaceae. The transcript has 3 exons. Gene Ontology annotation, cellular component: RNA polymerase II transcription regulator complex. Bases 770 to 1261 code for a protein of 163 amino acids. The record is from RefSeq and is a predicted model, not a curated record.